AUGCAGCUCACGCCCGCCGCUUUGUUCCUCGUCUCCCUCGUGUUCUCCGCCCGCGGCUCGCCCAUUCCGUCGUCGGACAUCGUCGCACGCACUGGUCUCAAAUUCCAUGUCCUCGCAGGCACUCCCCCAGCUACGCUCACCGGCUCGUUCGACGAUGAGAAGUGCAGCCCCGCCCAGGUUGCCGCCAUCAAGGCGGGAAUCGUCGAUGCGAAGAAGAUGGCUACGGUCGCAAUCAACCUGCUGAAGCCGAAGGACAUGAGCAAGAGUAACGGCUUCUUCUGGAUUUGGGGUGGGGCCAGUGCUGCAACGCCGGCUGAAAUCACGAAGCAUUACAACUUUGUCAACAAACUCUCCGAGCCCGCUGAGAUCACGUCGACAGCAGCUUUUGCCAACAGCAAGACGGACCUUAUCUUCACGUGUAUACCGCCGAACGCUCCUAAAUCAGCCGACGCGUAUGCGAAUACUGUCAACGUCGGCCGCAAGACGGCCAGCUCAGCAACAGUGCCAACACUCAACCUCAUCCGGCUCACACAGAACAGUCUUGCGAACACGGAGUCGUUCGUUGCCUCUGCUGCACGUGUCAAGACCAGUGGGGACAUCAAACAAGCAUUCCCCGAGACUGCUGGUGUCCCGACGCCGCCGCUCGCGUUUACGCUUGUCCACGAGGUACAGCACGCGGACCCGCUGAUGGACAACGCGGAGCUUGACCAUCUCGUCGACUUCAAGGGUCUCGACGGAAGGCGUGCCUACGGCUUCCAGCAGAUCCAACACCAGUUGACGGCACAGACGAAGAAGCUGAACCCGCAGAACUACGCCUACUUCGCGCUGCUUGCCGAGUCCAACCCCGAGUUCUUCGCACCGGACUGCUUCAUCGGCGACGCGGUGCUCAGUGCGCGUGAACUCGAAGCCGCGCCGGUCCCUGAUGUCUUCAAAUUCGAUGGCGUGCUUGCUGAUCACGACCAUGAGCACGACGAAGACAACGCGGAAGACAUCACCGACGAUGCUGAAGAGGACGCGGGACCAACGCUAAUGGGUCGCCUUGUGCAGGCGCUCCAGGCCCGAGUGACGACUAAAGCGCCGGUGGCUGCAAAGCCUGUUGCGGCAAAGCCUGUUGCUGCUAAACCUGUCGCCGCUAAGCCCGUCGCCGCUAAGCCCGUCGCCGCUAAGCCCGUCGCCGCUAAGCCCGUCGCGGCGAAGCCCGUGGCCGCGAAACCGGCCGCGAAACCGGCGCCAGCUCCAGUCAAGCCCGCGACCCCGGUCAAGCCCGCGACGCCUGUGAAAGCCCCUGCACCGCCAGCCAAGGUGUUUGUUCCUCCUGCCAAAGCCGUGCCAGCCGCACCUGCAAAGGCGUCCGCCUCAUCGACGAAGUGCAACACCACGGUGAAGGGUGCGUGUGCGGCAUGCCAGAAGAUCAUCAAGGGCAUUGCGGGGGGACAUAUUGUUGUCUGA
This is a messenger RNA of Mycena indigotica, 1449 nucleotides long. RefSeq lists its product as uncharacterized. Bases 1 to 1449 code for a protein of 482 amino acids. The record is from RefSeq and is a predicted model, not a curated record. Gene Ontology annotation, molecular function: metallopeptidase activity. The transcript is spliced from 4 exons. Lineage: Eukaryota; Fungi; Basidiomycota; Agaricomycetes; Agaricales; Mycenaceae.